Aureobasidium subglaciale EXF-2481 is the source of this 2642-nucleotide messenger RNA. RefSeq lists its product as uncharacterized. NCBI's taxonomy places the organism in Eukaryota, Fungi, Ascomycota, Dothideomycetes, Dothideales, Saccotheciaceae. The coding region runs from base 82 to 2586 and encodes 834 amino acids. The record is from RefSeq and is a predicted model, not a curated record. The transcript is spliced from 2 exons.
GCCGGCAAUCCAAAGCACAACGCGUCUUCCCUCAUCAUUGCGACUUUUGCGACAAAAGACGCGGGGACAGCAUCAAGCAUCAUGACCACCAACGGAACCCCCAAUGGCGACCAGUCCGUCGACGCAGCCCAUGCCGCCGUCAACACUUCUCCCACCAGAAUCAAGCGCAAGCGCGACGACUCGGAAAUAAGCCAACAAGCACAACCUUCGACACAGCUGUUCCAAGACCUCUUGGAGCUCCUUCAAAAGAAUGACCCUGAACCUUCGGUCUUGCAGCUUCCACUGCCCAACGCGUCGCGCCUCUUCCAGACCGACAGCUCUUCAACCAAGCGACCCAAGCUUACCGACCAUGAUGCACACAACACCAUCGCUUCGCGCUUGCAGAACAACCUCUACUUGAACCUCGAAGAGUUCGACCAGGACCUCGACGAUGCUCUCGACACUCUCUUCGAGCCUCUCAAGGUCAAGGAUCCUCUCAAGAUUGGCCAGCGCUUCAACAACAAAGACAUUACCUCGAUGCAGAACCUCGCCAACUUCCGUACCCUGGUCAAGGGCUGCCUACAGCGCGAACUUUCAAAGGACACCAAGAUGCCUAUCAAGAAGGAGGAGGAUGACUCGAGCUCAAACACAACCGCAAAGACUGUCCUCAGUCUGUACGGAAAUGCUCCUCAACCGAGACAACUCUUCUCUAGUCUGCCACGCCCAGACUCUUCCGUCCAAGCUCCUGCUCUCUCCAUCGAAGAGCUCGGUCUACCCAACAUGCUCUCCGCCACAAAGGUCAUUCCUCUGAAUCCCGAUGACGCCGUCGUUUCCAGGAAAGCCAACCCUACCUUUGCCGACGUCUUCCCUCCUUCCAACACCCUGCCGCCCCUGAAUCCUCCCAAAUCGAUCAGACACUCAUCCUCCAAGUCUAGCGCAAUCUCAUGGUCUCUUGGCGAACUCCCGAAAGCUUCGCGCAAGGCUGGUUACACUCUUCAACCCCUGACUGUUGGUUCUUGGGUGGGCUACGGCGCCAAUGAGCUCAAGGAGUCUGCCUCUGCCAUCAAACGCAGACGGAGAGAAAGCCUGAUCAAUGGCCAGGAACAGUCAAAGUCAAACGAGGACAGCGCCCCUGCCGACGUCAUCGCCCAAGAGAGCGCCCUAUUCCGCGCUGCUUACUCGAGUUUCGCGCCUACACAGGACAACUCCAAAGCCCUGGUGUCCAAGGAGACAAAAGACAUGGUUUGGUGGCACAGAAUGGGUCAACGACGCUUCGAUGAACACUUUGUCCUCGACCCGGCUUUGCAAGAUUCCCCCUUUCCUACCGAUCUGGAAGACUCAGCCAAGGAGGCUACUGAAGAAGAAUCGUCGGUCGUCUUGGGCGCUGAAGACCUGGAAGCCAUCCAAAAAGCAAUCGACGAGUUUGACGAAGAGGACCUCAAGCCAAACAAGCUCGAUGUUGUGUCGACCAUCAACGAAGAAGAUCGCGAGGUGGGCCAGAUGCUUGCUGAUAUCUCUGACCUUCUGAGAGCUUUGUCAUCGCAUCAGCGCAUCCGCAACUCGUACAUUCCUACUGGUUCGCGCAACCCAACAAGUCCCAGUCCACUGCUGAGCGCUAUGGUCGGCACAUCCACAGCUCCCUCGGCCGAAGAGAACGAAACGUACAGAGCCUUGAGAUCACAGUUGGCUCAAUUGAUCGAAAAGCUUCCACCAUAUGCCGUUGCCAAACUGGAUGGCGAGCAAUUCGCUGCUCUGGCAGUCAAGAGGAACAUCAUCAUUCAGAACAAGGAAUAUCGUGGCACCAUGGAGGAAGAUCAACUUACCAGGAUGAUCCGAAGCUCUGCUGCGCAAGCCGCUGCUGCUGCUCGUCAAGACCCAGCGCAAUUCGGGCGCACCCCAUCUGUACCCAGCCGCUCCUCUCACGCACCUGCCAACUACAGCUCGAGGACUCCAGUCGCAAGCUACCGUGGCGGUGCCGUGCAAAACUACAAUGCACCCGCCACUGCUCCUCGCGCAGGCGCUAGCUAUCCGAACACAUACAACACCAGCUCAAAUGGACGCUCGACUUUCAGCCAGACACAAUACUACGGCCAGCAGCGACCAACGUAUGCCCCACAAUACAGCACUCAAACUCCUCAACCUGCCAACCCAGCUCGCACCGGCUACAACGUUCCUCAGACCGCUUUUGCCGGCCGUACCACAGCAUCGACCUUCGCAAAUGGCACCCCUACAGGCACCAACUACACGCCGCAGAACUAUGGCCAAACGCGACCAACCUAUGGUUCCGCCAGUACGCCCGUUCCGUCACAGCAAGCUUACCAAUCUCGUUCGCAAGGCUACGCAGCUACUCAACCACAACCAUCCUCUGGUCGCGCAACACCCACCUUUGCUCAACCACAAAACCCAAACACACCAUCAGCAGUGGGACCCUCUGGUUUCCACAGUACUCUCACGGCCGAUCAACAGAGGUUGAUGAUGGAAAGACAACGCGCAGCACUGGCUAUGGCAUCCACAUCUGGGUUGCCAGCGCAGACAGCUCCUAUGGGAGGCACUCCUGCAGCACCCCAAGCUGCCAUGCAGGCGCCAACCCAGAACGGAUCUCUGUAGGAAAUGAUAGAAGACAUUGAGAACUGUCACGCAGCGCAUCUUUGAAGCGAUUGGCC